UUGGGUGCCGGCGGCCAUGAGCUACGAGCAGCGCCGCGACUGGGGCCGGGGUCGGGGCCGCGGCGGCGAUGGCGGCUCCUCCGGCGGCGGGGGGCCCGGGGGCCGCGGCGGGGGCCGGGGCCGCCAUCCCAGCCACCUCAAGGGCCGCGAGAUCGGGCUGUGGUACGCGCGGAAGCAGGGCCAGAAGAGCAAGGAGGCGGACCGGCAGCAGCGCGCCGUGGUGCGGAUGGACGAGCGGCGGGAGGAGCAGAUCGUGCAGCUGCUGAACGCCGUGCAGCCCAGGGCCGAGAAGGAGCAGGAAGCCAUGUCGUGGUGGUCCGGGGACGAGGACGGACAUACUCCAGAACAGCCUCCAAAAGUGAAACCAGGUGCUGAAAAAGCUGAAAAAGCUCCUGUAAAACGGCGACCAGUCUUGGAGAAAACACUUCUUGAUCAGGAUGUGGAAUAUCUCUUUGAGAAAAGUGAUCAAGAUGCGAAUUUAGAUGAGCAGCUUAAAGAAGACUUGAGAAAGAAGAAAUCUGAUCCUAGAUAUAUUGAAAUGCAGAGAUUUCGAGAGAAACUCCCUUCAUAUGGGAUGAGACAGGAACUUGUAAACCUCAUAAACAAUAAUCGAGUGACUGUAAUAAGUGGUGAAACCGGCUGUGGAAAGACAACACAAGUGACACAGUUCAUCCUGGACGAUUACAUAGAGCGAGGGAAAGGCUCCACGUGCAGAAUUGUUUGUACUCAACCCAGGAGGAUCAGUGCUAUCUCAGUGGCUGAGAGAGUUGCAGCUGAAAGGGCGGAAGCAUGUGGUAAUGGCAAGAGUACGGGAUACCAGAUUCGUCUACAGAGUCGGUUACCAAGGAAACAAGGUUCAAUUCUGUACUGUACCACAGGAAUUGUCCUUCAGUGGCUCCAGUCAGAUAAGCAUUUGUCCAGUAUUAGUCAUGUAGUUCUUGAUGAAAUUCACGAAAGAAAUCUCCAAUCAGAUGUUUUAAUGAGCAUUAUAAAAGACCUUUUGAAUGUUCGCUUGGAUCUGAAAGUAAUCCUAAUGAGUGCUACUUUAAACGCAGAGAAGUUUUCGGAGUAUUUUGAUAACUGUCCAAUGAUUCACAUACCUGGGUUCACUUUUCCCGUGGUGGAAUACCUCCUUGAAGAUGUAAUUGAGAAGUUGAGAUACACUCCGGAAAACACGGACCGUCGGCCACGGUGGAAGAAAGGUUUCAUGCAAGGCCAUAUAAGCAGGCCAGAAAAAGAAGAAAAAGAAGAAAUCUACAGGGAACGAUGGCCAGAAUAUUUAAGGCAGCUGCGGGGCAGGUAUUCAGCAAGUACUAUCGAUGCCUUGGAAAUGAUGGAUGAUGACAAAGUAGACCUUGACCUAAUAGCAGCACUUAUCAGACACAUUGUUCUGGAAGAAGAGGACGGUGCAAUUCUAGUGUUUCUUCCAGGAUGGGACAACAUCAGCUCUCUGCAUGAUCUCUUGAUGUCACAAGUCAUGUUUAAGUCGGAUAGGUUUAUUAUCAUCCCUUUGCAUUCCUUGAUGCCUACAGUUAACCAGACUCAGGUGUUUAAGAAGACCCCGCCAGGAGUCAGGAAAAUCGUGAUUGCUACCAACAUUGCAGAGACCAGCAUUACAAUAGAUGACGUGGUGUUUGUUAUAGAUGGUGGGAAAAUCAAGGAAACCCACUUUGACACACAGAACAACAUCAGCACAAUGGCUGCAGAGUGGGUUAGCAAAGCUAACGCCAAGCAGAGGAAGGGUCGAGCAGGAAGAGUGCAGCCAGGCCACUGUUACCAUCUGUACAAUGGGCUGCGUGCCAGCCUGCUGGAUGAUUAUCAGUUACCAGAGAUCUUGAGGACACCUUUGGAAGAGCUCUGCUUACAAAUCAAGAUUCUAAAGCUUGGUGGAAUUGCUUAUUUUCUGAGUAAACUCAUGGAUCCACCAUCUCGUGAUGCUGUAAUGCUGGCCAUUAAUCAUCUGAUGGAGCUGAACGCUUUGGACAGGCAGGAGGAGCUGACUCCGCUCGGCGUACAUCUGGCACGGUUACCAGUUGAACCACAUAUUGGAAAAAUGAUCCUCUUUGGAGCUUUGUUCUGUUGCUUGGAUCCAGUACUUACGAUUGCAGCAAGCCUUAGCUUUAAAGAUCCUUUUGUCAUUCCUCUGGGCAAAGAGAAAGUGGCAGAUGCCAGAAGAAAGGAGCUGUCGAAGAAUACUAAAAGUGAUCAUCUGACUGUGGUGAAUGCUUUCACAGGCUGGGAAGAGACUCGUCGGCGUGGAUUCCGAACUGAGAAAGACUAUUGCUGGGAAUAUUUCCUGUCUCCAAAUACUCUCCAGAUGCUGCAUAACAUGAAAGGACAAUUUGCUGAGCAUCUGCUUGCAGCUGGGUUUGUGAACAGCAGAGACCCCAAGGAUCCCAAGUCUAAUACCAACUCAGAUAAUGAGAAGUUGCUCAAAGCUGUCAUCUGUGCUGGCUUGUAUCCAAAAGUUGCAAAGAUCCGGCCAAGCUUUAGCAAAAAGAGGAAAAUGGUGAAGGUUUGCACCAAGACAGAUGGAACAGUGAAUAUUCAUCCUAAAUCUGUUAAUGUGGAAGAAACAGAGUUCCAUUACAACUGGCUGGUGUACCACUUGAAGAUGAGAACCAGCAGUAUCUACCUGUAUGAUUGUACAGAAGUGUCUCCAUACUGUCUGCUGUUCUUUGGAGGAGACAUAUCCAUUCAGAAGGAUAAAGACCAGGACACCAUUGCUGUGGAUGAAUGGAUAGUUUUCCAGUCUCCGGCAAGAAUAGCACACUUAGUUAAGAAUUUAAGACAAGAGCUCGAUGAUCUUCUCCAAGAGAAAAUAGAGAACCCCCACCCUGUGAACUGGGACGACACUAAAUGCAGGGAUACAGCAGUACUGACAGCCAUUAUAGACUUAAUCACCACCCAGGAGAAUGAAAGUGCCAGGAAUUUUGCUCCGCGAUUCCAGAGCGAGCGCUACAGCUGAUGCACUUCAGCUGCUGCGUAAAACCGGCGUCCCCUGUUUUGUUUCGUUGUUGAUAGCAGUUACUGAGCUGGAGGGAAGGCUGAGGGCAGCUCCUGCAGCAGCGUGUCUGUGUGUGCAUGUCUUCUGUGUCGCUUUUUAAAUAACAAAGCAGCAACGUUA
This is a messenger RNA of Tympanuchus pallidicinctus (lesser prairie-chicken), 3127 nucleotides long. RefSeq names its product DEAH-box helicase 36 (gene DHX36). Gene Ontology annotation, cellular component: cytoplasm; intracellular anatomical structure; nucleus. Bases 17 to 2968 code for a protein of 983 amino acids. Lineage: Eukaryota; Metazoa; Chordata; Aves; Galliformes; Phasianidae. Gene Ontology annotation, molecular function: ATP binding; G-quadruplex RNA binding; DNA helicase activity. The transcript is spliced from 25 exons. The record is from RefSeq and is a predicted model, not a curated record.